UUGACAAGGAAUAGCUAGAUAGCCUGUUCGAAUGGGGAGAUUCAAGAUCCUUAUACUUUCAGUAGUAUUGUUCUUGACUCUGAUUACUGAUUCAGAGAGUCAAUGGCAGCCACCGGGCGUUGCUCCUCGACCACUCUGCGCCUCCCAGAUUACGCUUGCAAACUAUGCUUGUGCAACGUUGCCUUACGCCAAACUCCCGCCACCUCCGCCCCCAUCAUCAUCACUCUCUAAUAACCAAGAUAGCCAAGGCUCUCCUGUCCAUGGACACCAUCACGGACACCAUCACAGACACCACCAUAAGAUCCCUCUAACGCCAAUAGAGGAGAAUUGUUGCAAGUGGGUGCAGCAGGUGGAUAGUGAAUGUGUAUGCGAGCUGUUGUCCCGAUUGCCUGCUUUCUUAAAGAGGCCUAUACAUAACUUUUCCGUUACCAUCGGUGGCUCAUGUAAUGCUACAUACUGGUGCGGAGGAAUGAAAAUCUAAAGCAGCAUUCCUCUUGUCAUUCUUGAGUUCAAAGUGUGAUUCAGGCACAUCUAUCUUUCUUAGUGUUGGAUUUUCCUGUCUGUGCUGAAUGGAUGUUAUAUGAUUAUUAACUACUUGGGUUAAGAACUCUUCAUCUUUCCUAUUCUCUUAUGUUUUUUUCUUUUAUGGAUUAUGGUAUUAAAGUACUUCGAAAUAUGAAUUAAAACAGUUUCAUAAUGGUCUUUAGAAGUUCUUGGACAAUCAUACAAAAUAUUGAACUCAUGUUGGGGAGAUCUUACAAAAUCAAAGGAAGAAAAUUCAAUGA
This is a messenger RNA of Cucumis sativus (cucumber), 785 nucleotides long. RefSeq lists its product as uncharacterized. The transcript has a single exon. The coding region runs from base 32 to 481 and encodes 149 amino acids. The record is from RefSeq and is a predicted model, not a curated record. Lineage: Eukaryota; Viridiplantae; Streptophyta; Magnoliopsida; Cucurbitales; Cucurbitaceae.